This is a messenger RNA of Opisthocomus hoazin, 726 nucleotides long. NCBI's taxonomy places the organism in Eukaryota, Metazoa, Chordata, Aves, Opisthocomiformes, Opisthocomidae. The record is from RefSeq and is a predicted model, not a curated record.
AUGCCGGAGCAGAGCAACGACUACCGGGUGGUGGUCUUCGGCGCCGGCGGUGUGGGCAAGAGCUCGCUGGUGCUGCGCUUCGUGAAGGGGACCUUCCGCGACACCUACAUCCCCACCAUCGAGGACACCUACCGCCAGGUCAUCAGCUGCGACAAGAGCGUCUGCACCCUGCAGAUCACCGACACCACGGGCAGCCACCAGUUCCCGGCCAUGCAGCGGCUCUCCAUCUCCAAGGGCCAUGCCUUCAUCCUGGUCUUCUCCGUCACCAGCAAGCAGUCGCUGGAGGAGCUGAAGCCCAUCUACCAGCAGAUCGUGCAGAUCAAGGGCAGCGUGGAGAGCAUCCCCAUCAUGCUGGUGGGCAACAAGUGCGACGAGACGCAGCGCGAGGUGGAGAGCAGGGAGGGGGAGGCCGUGGCCAAGGAGUGGAAAUGCGCCUUCAUGGAGACCUCGGCCAAGAUGAACUACAACGUCAAGGAGCUCUUCCAGGAGCUGCUGACUUUGCCUACACGUGGUUUCCAGAGCGGUUCGGUUUUCGGAAGACGGGUGUCUGUCCGUCAGCAGAGCUGCCCGGAUCCGAGCGUGUUUAGCCUGAGGAGCUGCUUCGGGCUGCACUGCGCGUUCCCUGCUCCUUCGAGUGAAUUCGGGUUUCCCGGCGCCGCGGUGCCGGCUGUGUCGAGGAGCGAGCUGCGGAAAGCGUGUCCCCGGGAAGAGCUGCGGGAGCUCUGA